Plasmodium knowlesi strain H is the source of this 456-nucleotide messenger RNA. RefSeq names its product conserved protein, unknown function. The transcript has a single exon. The record is from RefSeq and is a predicted model, not a curated record. Bases 1 to 456 code for a protein of 151 amino acids. Lineage: Eukaryota; Apicomplexa; Aconoidasida; Haemosporida; Plasmodiidae.
AUGACAAAAUUACACGCUUUAACUUACUUGAAGGGAAAUAAUUUUUUUCUUCAAAACCGUAAGCAGUACUACAAUUAUGGAACAACAAAAGGGGCGAUGUCUCUACAAAGCCUUUGCCAUCAUUUUAUAAGACGCACAUGUGCAGAAACAAUACAUCCAUUUUAUUAUGAGAAUUUCUCAACCCUAGAAAGGAAUAAUAACCCGGCUGAAGGUGCAAGUAGAAACCAAGAGGAUAAUAGGAACAUGCGUCAUUCCUUGACGACAAGUGGAAAGAAGCAGGGGGAAAUAAACGAAGCAGACAAUAGGGACGAAGUUAAUAAUGGAACUAUGGAGGAAAAUCACAAGGAGAUAAUCUCGACAGAUGAUUCAUUACAAGAAUUUGGAUACAAAUAUGAAAAGCACGAACCAACCAUGUUUGGUGAUUGGGCCCACAAUUGCAGAGUCACAGAUUUUUAG